AUCCGAAGACGCACGUUAUUGGAGGAGAGAGGAUUGAGUAAGAGAACCCAAAAAAUUGAUUGGAGGAGCCGACUCCGGAUGUGCUUGACUGAACACUGAUUGGAGAACAGAGGGGUCAGGAAGAGCAGUUCCGCACGAGGAUUGGGCGGUGGCGUGUCCCAUGGAAACGGAAUCCAGAACUGCAGCCAAGGUUUUGCACGGGGGCGGAGCCGGGUCUUCCCCAGGCGCCUGCGCCUAACCGGUUUCCCGGCGCCAUUUUGUCCCGGCAGCAGCAGCCUGCAGCUCUAUCCCAUUUUCUGUGUCUAGAGGGAAGGAAGCGGACUCUGUCUGGUAGGUUUAUUUCAGUGUGGCACCGGCUUACCCUUCACUCCAGGACAACGCCUAGCGAAGGGCGGAGGGGUCACGGAGUCGUCCGAAAGAGUUGUGCUGAAGACAACACCUCCAUGACAACCCAGAGUAUCACAGAGGAAAUGAAAAGCUGUGGAUUCAUUCAAAUUAGGUUUGACCAUGGAAGACGUCUAGAAAAUUUUGGCUACUGAUGUGGAAAAAGAGGCCCAGAAGAACAAGAAAACAGGAUGUUGACAGACCCUACCUUGUUCACAUCUUUGAAGAUAUCGUAGCUACUGUGGCAUUUAAGGGUGCAACAACAGUCAUUUUAACAACAAGAGAAACAGGGCCAAGUAUGGUGGAGGCAGAGGCAAGGGGAUCUCUGAGAGUUCAAAGCCAGCCUGUUCUACAUAAGAAGUUCCAGGACAAGAAGAGCUUAUGUAGGAAGACCGACCGAGCCUCAAAUAAACCAAAAGUAACAGAAACAAACGAAAGGAACUCUUUCUUAUCAAGGGAUGAAAGUGACUCAGCACCCCGGGCUGUCGCUGCACCGGAGCGGACAGGACCAUCCCGAGCCGCGGGCCACCGAGACCGAGGCCGCGGUUCUCCAGGACUCGGGCAGGGCCGGGUGUCCAGCGGCCCUCCGAGCCGCACCCGGGCUUCCUCACUGCUUCAGCCCCGAGUUGGAAAAGGCAUCGCGGAGAGACUCACCCCAGUGCCAAUGGAGCUCAUGGUGCUGGCCCUGCAGGAUACGGAACGCUUCCAGGCCUCAAGCGCCGCUCCCACGCCGCACACUGCGCAGGAGAUGUUAAUGCUGAGAUUGGAUAAAUGCCCCAGCCAUUAAAAGCAUGGACUGCUCCUCUGAAGGACCUGAGUUUGAUUCACAGCAUCCAGAUCAGGCAGCUCACAGCUGUCUGUCCUUUCUGUUCCGAAGAAAUUCCCCUGUUCCUCCUGCUAAGAAAUCAUUGGAAGAAAUCUUUCCCAAGUGAAACACUUCAAGUGAGGAGGCAGCAGAAACACUGAGCCCAGGAGAGCAGAAGUCCUACGGGAGACCGAGAGCGCACGCAUCUUACAGCAGAAGCCAGCACACACAAUGGGAUUCACAAUGAACUACAUCUCCACACACAUAUGCAACCUAGUGUAGUCACAGCACUCCCCUAGCACCCUCUCUUGUCCCCUUUGUUCUUUCCCAAUCCUAAGGAUAUUUUAAAAAAAGAGUAAAAAAAACUGGCAUGGUGACUCAGGAAGCUGAGGCAGGAGGACUGCCCCAAGCUCAGGGACAGCCUGGGCUACAUACUAAGACCAUGUAACAAGAUAUUUCUAAAAACCAAUAAGCAAGCAACACACACACAAAAACAAGAGUAACCUUUUAGACAUGCUACCGGUGUGACAUGAUAAAAUUUGUCAGUCUGCUUGUUUUCUGAAGUAGAAAUAGGAACACAAUUUUCUAACCUAAAUUUAAAGUCUUCUAAACCAGCCACAUAUGCUGUCUCACCCCUUUAAUCUUAGAACUUAGGAGGCAUGGCAGCAGGAUCUCUGUAAGUUAAAGGGCAGCCUGGUCUACAUAUUGAGGUUAUGGGACAGUCAAGGCUACUAGUAGGACCCCAACUCAAAACAAUAUAUAAUAAAAUAAUGUCUUCCAAA
This is a messenger RNA of Mastomys coucha (southern multimammate mouse), 1971 nucleotides long. RefSeq lists its product as uncharacterized. Lineage: Eukaryota; Metazoa; Chordata; Mammalia; Rodentia; Muridae. Bases 539 to 1171 code for a protein of 210 amino acids. The transcript has 8 exons. The record is from RefSeq and is a predicted model, not a curated record.